Kluyveromyces marxianus DMKU3-1042 is the source of this 1824-nucleotide messenger RNA. It is a transcript of the gene ARB1, whose product is annotated as ATP-binding cassette family ATPase ARB1. Bases 1 to 1824 code for a protein of 607 amino acids. Gene Ontology annotation, molecular function: ATP hydrolysis activity; ATP binding. The record is from RefSeq and is a predicted model, not a curated record. NCBI's taxonomy places the organism in Eukaryota, Fungi, Ascomycota, Saccharomycetes, Saccharomycetales, Saccharomycetaceae. The transcript has a single exon.
AUGGCACCAGUAUCAGCAUCUAAGGCUAAGAGAGACGCUAAGAAGGCUGAAAGAGAAGCUAAGAGAGCUGCAGCCGGUAAGACUACUAGAAGAUCUAAAAAAGAUGACGAACCAGUUGAUGAAGCUGCUGCUGCGGCAGACAAGAUUGCUCAGUUGAAGUUGCAACAGGACAAGGAUGGUAUUUCUGACCGUGUCGUUACCGGUGUGUUGGACUCUUUGGAAACAUCCCGUGAUAUUAAGCUUUCAUCUGUGUCUUUAUUGUUCCAUGGUAAGGUCUUAAUCCAAGACUCUCAGUUAGAAUUAAACUACGGUCGUCGUUAUGGUUUGCUAGGUGAAAAUGGUUGUGGUAAGUCUACCUUCUUGAAGGCUAUCGCCGCCAGAGAAUAUCCAAUUCCAGAAAACAUUGAUAUUUAUUUAUUGGAUGAACCUGCAGAACCAUCCGAAUACUCUGCAUUAGAAUACGUUGUUAGAGAAGCUCAAAACGAGUUGAAGAGAAUGGAAGACUUGGUCGAAAAGAUUAUUGUUGAAGAUGGUCCAGAAUCCGAGUUGUUGGAACCUUUGUACGAAAGAAUGGAUGACAUGGAUCCAUCAACUUUUGAAUCCAGAGCGGCUGUGAUUUUGAUUGGUUUGGGUUUCAACUCUAAGACUAUUAACAAGAAGACAAAGGAUAUGUCUGGUGGUUGGAAGAUGCGUGUUGCUCUAGCUAAGGCUUUGUUCGUGAAGCCAACUUUGCUAUUGUUGGAUGACCCUACUGCCCAUUUGGAUUUGGAAGCUUGCGUCUGGUUGGAAGAAUACUUGAAGAGAUUCGACAGAACCUUAGUUCUCGUUUCUCACUCUCAAGAUUUCUUAAACGGUGUUUGUACUAACAUGUUAGAUAUGAGAUUGAAGAAACUAAUGGCUUACGGUGGUAACUACGACUCUUACGUCAAAACCCGUUCCGAAUUGGAAACCAACCAAAUGAAGCAAUAUGCCAAGCAACAAGAAGAAAUUGCUCAUAUCAAGAAGUUUAUUGCUUCUGCUGGUACUUAUGCUAACUUGGUUAAGCAAGCCAAGUCCAGACAAAAGAUUUUGGAUAAGAUGGAAGCAGAUGGUUUGAUUGAACCUGUCGCACAAGACAGAGUGUUCUCAUUCAGAUUCCCAGAAGUUGAAAGAUUACCUCCUCCAGUUUUGGCCUUCGAUGAUAUCUCUUUCUCAUACGACGGUAACCCAGAAAACAACUUGUACGAACAUUUGGACUUCGGUGUUGAUAUGGAUUCCAGAAUUGCAUUGGUCGGUCCAAAUGGUGUUGGUAAAUCUACUUUGCUAAAGAUUAUGACUGGUCAACUAGUUACUCAAAGUGGUCGUGUAUCAAGACAUAGUCACGUCAAAUUGGGUGUUUACUCUCAACAUUCUCAAGAUCAACUUGACUUGACUAAAUCCGCUUUGGAAUUUGUUCGUGACAAAUAUCCACAUAUUUCCCAAGAUUUCCAAUACUGGAGAGGUCAAUUGGGUCGUUAUGGUUUAACUGGUGAAGCUCAAACUGUUCAAAUGGGUACUCUAUCUGAAGGUCAAAGAUCCAGAGUUGUCUUUGCAUUACUAGCAUUAGAACAGCCAAAUGUUCUACUAUUGGAUGAACCUACUAACGGUUUAGAUAUUCCAACCAUUGACUCUUUGGCAGAUGCAAUCAACGAAUUCAAUGGUGGUGUUGUAGUUGUUUCCCACGAUUUCAGAUUGUUAGACAAAAUUGCUAAGGAUAUCUUUGUGGUGGAAAAUAAGACUGCUACGAGAUGGGACGGUAGUAUUUUGGAUUACAAGAACAAAUUGGCCAAGAAUGUGGUUUUGUAG